Molecule: messenger RNA, 729 nt
Organism: Anopheles darlingi
Lineage: Eukaryota; Metazoa; Arthropoda; Insecta; Diptera; Culicidae
Product: trypsin-like
Exons: 3
Coding region: 1-729 (242 amino acids)
Biological process (GO): proteolysis
Molecular function (GO): serine-type endopeptidase activity
Source: RefSeq, a predicted model, not a curated record
AUGCGUUGGUGUAUCCUGUUCGCCCUUUUCAUAGGAUCAGUUUCCAGCGCAACGAUCGGUAAUCAACAGUAUUACUAUUCCCGCCAACCGGCACUGUUUCGUUUGCUGAUGAAAUAUCGAAUGUGGCCAGCGAAUCGAAGCAUCAAAUUUGAGAAACCCAACACACCGGCACCAUUCAUUUUCGGAGGAGAAAGUGCCUCUAUCGAUGAUUAUCCCUACCAGCUUUCGUUGCGCCACGAGGGAACGCACGUGUGCGGAGCAUCGAUCAUAGCCGAGUUCUGGGCGCUUACCGCGGCCCACUGUCUGGAUGCGGCACCAUUUACGAGUGGGAUCACGCUGCGUGGUGGAUCGCCGCACCGUUUGGCCGGAGGCUACGUGUUUGAAGUGGAUCAAUACUUUCUGCACCCGAAGUUUAAUAGAAAGGAAAUGGAUUACGAUGUUGCUUUGAUACGCGUGAAGCAAAGCUUUUUUAUUGACCGUUUGCGACCAGUCUCCCUAGCAGAUACUACUACAGUGUAUCCCAUUCCGUCAGCAGCAACCGUGAUCGGUUGGGGUACCGCGGAUGUUGAUGGGUACACACCGGUGAUACUACAAUCGCUGGUAGUGUACGUCCAAUCACGUGCGGUGUGUGAUGCUUCCUGGAUAGAUCAGCUUACGGACCGGUUAGUGGACCCACCAGUCCUGUGGUGUGACAAUGCUGUUUAUGAUGACGAUGCUCUUUCGUUGUAG